Messenger RNA from Fusarium tjaetaba, 1161 nucleotides. RefSeq names its product ankyrin protein. Gene Ontology annotation, molecular function: protein binding. Bases 1 to 1161 code for a protein of 386 amino acids. The transcript has 2 exons. The record is from RefSeq and is a predicted model, not a curated record. NCBI's taxonomy places the organism in Eukaryota, Fungi, Ascomycota, Sordariomycetes, Hypocreales, Nectriaceae.
AUGCCUGGGAUGACGAGCUGUAUCUCGAGCAAGCCAGCUUUCCAGAAGCAGGUUGUUGAAGUAAUUGUCAAAGCUGUCGAUGGAAUCACUCGAGUCGACGGGUGUAAUCUUCCCGAGCUUGAAGACCUGUUGUCUUAUCGUGAAGGGCUUGUUAUUGUCGACGAGAAAAGAAACAUCAUCAGCCUCGUACACUAUACGACCCAAGAACACCUUGACCAAGUGAGACAUAAGUGGCUUCCUAACUCCCACAAAGAGGUUGCUCUUAGCUCUCUUGCUUACCUGCCAUAUGACGACUUUGCCGAGGGUACCGGCCAGAGCGACAGUGUGUUCGAGCAUCGCUUGCAUAAGUAUAUACUAUUAUACUACUGUGCUAAGAACUGGGCCGACCAUGUGCCCGAUGCCCUCGAUGAAGAAGUCGAUGAAGCAGCUUUCGAGUUUCUUGAAGACGAUCAGAGAGUCGCUCAUGAGGUACAGGUGCGAAUGGUGACGGGCUACCACUUCCAACGUUACAAUGCCAAGGCGCCCAUCAAGAUUGGUGCUGUUCACAUCUCGGCACAAUUUGGGCUUACCAAGAUUGUGUCCCAAUUGCUUGACGGUGGCGCAGAGGCAAAUGUCAAGGAUGACUUGGGCAGCACGCCGCUGUCGUAUGCUGCCGAGUAUGGUCACAAAGAGGCCGUGGAACUGUUGAUGAAGCACACAGACACGGAUACAGAUUCUGCGGACGAACAAGGCCGUACGACUUUGUCGUGGGCCGCAGGGGCGGACAUGUCGAUGUACUCCGUCAAUGCCAACUCGAAAGACGAUAACGGACAGAUCCCAAUCUCAUGGGCAGCGUGCGAGGGCCAUAGAGAUGUGGUCGGGUUUUUCAUGACUCUCGAUGACGUCCAGAUACAUUCUGCAGAUCGUCGUGGAAAUACAGCAUUGAAGUGGGCGGCGCGAAAUGGGUAUGGGGACAUUGUGCUGGCCUUGGAGGCGAAGAGCCAACGGGGUGGUGCCGCAAGACGGAUAUCACUAUUGGAUACGGAGUCUGAUACUGCGAUGGAGAAUAUAGGUGACACACCAGCGUCUCACGUGCAUGAGACAGCGCGAAGGAGCGUGGUAGGAUGUAGUUCGAAUGAUUGGGACUCGUAUACAGACAGUGGCCUUUGGAAAAGUUUUUAG